This is a messenger RNA of Astrephomene gubernaculifera, 620 nucleotides long. The record is from the annotation of a GenBank genome assembly. Lineage: Eukaryota; Viridiplantae; Chlorophyta; Chlorophyceae; Chlamydomonadales; Astrephomenaceae.
CGACUCUUCACUGUAUUCAUCUGCAGCUUACUACACGUUGGACCAACUGAAACUGCGACACACCGUUUCAGGCCAAAGGAUGUAGAGGGCUAGUCGGCAUCUUCACACCUCACUUCACGAACAGCAAACAUGGCAGCUGCCGUAGAGGUUGGAGACGAGGGCCUAGCAGAAAGUGCAACGAAGCAGGUCUUCUCGUCGUACGUUUGCCGUACCAUCACGGAUCGCGGCCUGCCCCACCCAGGCGAUGUUGCGGAGGCAUCCUCCCUCGCCGCUGUCCCGCUGCCCCCCACCUCCUACCCGCUGUGGGACAGCCUGCCUUCCGAGCUGGUCCGCAGCGGCAAGCUGUCGCGGCUGCAGCUGGAGGGGGUGCUGUACGCGUGCAGCAAGCACUGCGAGAUACUGCCCAGCGGGGAACGUGCGGGUUUCUUCAUCGGCGACGGAGCGGGUGUGGGCAAGGGACGGCAGAUAGCGGGGGUGGUACUGGACAACUUUGCCCGCGGGCGCAGACGCGCCCUGUGGCUGUCCACCUCCUCCGACCUGCACGCCGACGCGCAGCGGGACCUGCGCGACCUGGGAGCCAGCCUGCCGCUGCUGGCCAACCUGGGGGCACUGGACAGGGG